Messenger RNA from Guillardia theta CCMP2712, 689 nucleotides. RefSeq lists its product as hypothetical. The annotation marks the transcript as partial. NCBI's taxonomy places the organism in Eukaryota, Cryptophyceae, Pyrenomonadales, Geminigeraceae. The transcript is spliced from 8 exons. Gene Ontology annotation, molecular function: 2 iron, 2 sulfur cluster binding. The record is from RefSeq and is a predicted model, not a curated record.
AGAUGUUUUCCAUGCAGUUCCUGCGCCUGCUUGCAUGGAUUUGUGUCAUCUAUCUCUGCAUGCCAUAUGUGCCAGUUCGUGCCUUCCAGUGUGGCAGCCUUUCCUUGCAACGGGCUCAGGUUCCCCGGUCUGCCCGAAGAAGCGCAGCGGGGUUGAAGAUGCACUAUGUCUCUGUUGACCUCAAGGAGGCUGAUGUUGCCGAGGGUCAGUCCAAGGUUGUCACUGCAAGGAACAUCAAGCUCGUAGUUACCAAGAAGGAGGGCAAACUUUUUGCCUUCAACAACAAGUGCCCCCAUCUCGGGCUGAGCUUGAAGCGAGGGCAGAUCACUGGCUCCGACGACCGUCAUGGCAUCUGUGUUGUCUGUCCGUUCCACAAGAGCAAGUUCUCAUUGGAAGAGGAAGGAAAGUGUAAGGUCUGGUCGGAGUCUGUGUUUGGCAUCAAAGGCACUGAGAGCAUCGGCAACAAGAUCGGACAGUUUGUCGCGCCCAUGGCCAAGUCCGUCAACCCGACGGGAGAGAAGGCAGCCCCUGCAGCUGUUUAUGGCGUGAAGGUUGAGGAUGGCGAAAUCCUCGUGGAUCUCCCUCCUGAUCUCUCCAAGUAUGCGCAGACCAGGCAGUACAUUGGCUACAAGGAGUACGCUGAUCUCCCGGAGAAUACUCCCCGACGACCAGUGGACCCCAGGAGAUAA